AUGGUAUUGAACCUCAAGCCUCUAAACCUGUUUGGUUCAAUCCCACCUUCAAUAGGAAAUCUCACUUACCUCACUGAAAUCCACCUGCAAAACAACAGCUUUCACGGUGAAAUUCCUCAAGAAAUGGGUCAUCUUCUGCAGCUGCAGCUUCUUAAUUUAUCUUACAAUUCCUUUGGUGAAACAAUUUUACUGGAACCAUUCCACCUUGGAUUGGAAACUUCACUUCUCUGGCCGCUCUUUCGUUUAGUGAAAACAAUUUUCAAAAGUAUACCUGAAGAUCUUGGCCACCUAACAGGCUUGGGGAGAUUCAUACUCACUCAAAAUAAUCUCUCUGGUGUUGUUCCCCCUUCAAUUUAUAAUAUUUCUUCCAUGUUCUAUUUAACAUUUACUGUGAACCAGCUGCAUGGAAAUUUACCACAAGACAUUGGCCUUGCUCUUUCUAAUCUCAAAGUAUUUGCCGGCGGAGUUAACAAACUCACAGGCCCUAUUCCAGUAUCACUGUCAAAUUGUUCUGCACUUGAGGUGCUUGAUUUUGCUCAAAAUGAUAUCAUUGGGACAGUUCCUGAUACACUAGGAAGAUUGAGAAAUGUGUAUAGGAUUAAUUUCGAGAACAACAGACUGGGACAUGGAAAUGCCAGUGACCUGAAUUUUUUCAGGUCUUUGCCUAAUUGUUCUGUUCUAGAGGUGUUGGGUAUGGGUAGCAAUUAUUUUGCUGGAGAACUGCCUACAUCCAUAGUUAACCUUUCAUCCUAUAUGCGUAUAUUUACUAUUUCUGGGAAUUUCAUACAUGGAAAUAUUCCAAAUGGGAUAGAGAACCUUGUUAACUUGAUCCUUCUAGGAUUGGGAAAUAACCAGUUAGGGGGCAGUGUCCCUGAAGCAAUAGGGAAGCUUCACAAGUUACAGGUAGUGUCCAUGGAUGGAAAUAAGUUUUCCGAUUCUAUUUCUCUUUCCUUGGGUAACUUAACUUCAUUGACCAUUCUCCUUAUGCAAGAGAACAUGUUUGAGGGAACCAUACCUCAUAGCCUCGGAAACUGCAAAAAUUUGAUGACCCCUAACCUUUCUAGUAAUAGUCUGAAUGGCACCAUUCCCAGAGAGGUCAUUGGCCUUUCUUCCCUUUCAAUUUCUCUGCCACUGUCUGAUAAUUUCCUGACCGGUGCCUUACCAUCUGAAGUGAGCCUCUUGAAAAAUCUUGGCGAGUUGGAUAUAUCAAGAAAACAAGUUAUCAGGUGA
This is a messenger RNA of Ziziphus jujuba (common jujube), 1230 nucleotides long. Its product is annotated as putative receptor-like protein kinase At3g47110. The record is from RefSeq and is a predicted model, not a curated record. NCBI's taxonomy places the organism in Eukaryota, Viridiplantae, Streptophyta, Magnoliopsida, Rosales, Rhamnaceae. Bases 1 to 1230 code for a protein of 409 amino acids. The transcript has 2 exons. Gene Ontology annotation, molecular function: protein binding.